Molecule: messenger RNA, 1064 nt
Organism: Anneissia japonica
Lineage: Eukaryota; Metazoa; Echinodermata; Crinoidea; Comatulida; Comatulidae
Exons: 3
Coding region: 567-1064 (165 amino acids)
Source: RefSeq, a predicted model, not a curated record
UAUUGAUUGUUUUCUAUUUGGUGCUUUAAAUGGAAUUCAGACUAGGGUCGUAGCGGCCGCGAAUCUAUUAGUCAACAAAUUUAUAGAUAGUAAAUAAAUAAAAAUGAAUAAGUAUUCAUGAUGUGUGAAUGCUUGAAAAGUGGCGUCGAGAGGGGGUCAGGGGGGUCGCUGCCCCGGGGCCCGGAUCUACUGGGGAGACCGGACGAAGAUGAGGUGUGAGGUGUUGUCCCCGGGCCCUUACUGGCUCUCGACGCCACUGUGCUUGCAUUUGAUGCCGAGUGUGAUCGCGUGUAGUAAAUGAAACAGUACAUGUAUUUCUUUUAUUUAUUUAUUUUUUUUGCGGAUUGGGCUUUCCAUACGUUUCGAGUAAUUGUUUUUUUUAACCCCAAACGCGGUAAACUCGAUUUGUCACUGUUAUCGUCGAGGCGAGAACUUGAUAGAAUUCGUCACCUGGGAGGUCUAGCCUAGGCCUAGUGGACAAACACGGAAAUUCAAGAAUCCAUGUGUUUAAAUACUAUAAAGGGAAUAGGAUUAACAAUGUCAGUAAUAUUUAAGGUAUUAUAACUAUGAAUUCUGUGGCUGAAAACAUUGACUCUCUUGGCAAACAUUUACUUGGUUCUACACUGCUUGGCCCACAUCUGGUCCAGCCUGUUAUUACCGUUGCAGAGUGUAAACGCCGUUUGAGGACAUGUGCAUUUAACAGUCUUUUUCGAUAUCAACCAGGGCCGCAUAAUGCAACCAAAAUAGUGUGCAACGAAGGGGGAUUUAGUGUCUAUGAGAACUUGCUGGUGAAUGUUUACAAAUUGAGGGAAAGACGAUUGUAUGAUGGCGCUAGCCGACUGGAGGAGCUCGUUGAAAAGCUUGCUGCAAAAGAUGAAGAUCUUAGUACAGAAACAAAAGCUCUUUUACAAUUACUCUUGUUGUUGGCUGGUAGUGAAGAAACAGGGGCAGAAGUACCUAUUGGCCACAAACCUCUUAGGUUACCAAUUUCAACGCAGGUAAACAAGGUAAAGUACACUAAUGAAAUAUAUGCCCCAAAUAUAAUGAAGCUAGAAGCAUCUUGA